Molecule: messenger RNA, 3092 nt
Organism: Magnolia sinica
Lineage: Eukaryota; Viridiplantae; Streptophyta; Magnoliopsida; Magnoliales; Magnoliaceae
Product: phospholipase D alpha 1-like
Exons: 3
Coding region: 560-2926 (788 amino acids)
Biological process (GO): phospholipid catabolic process; phosphatidylcholine metabolic process
Cellular component (GO): plasma membrane
Molecular function (GO): D-type glycerophospholipase activity; calcium ion binding
Source: RefSeq, a predicted model, not a curated record
UGGACGGUUAUGCAUGUGAAAUGUGUUGCAAGGUUUUAGUAAAAUACAGAUAUGAUCCUCGAUCCAAGGCUUUUAUCCACGAGUUUUCAGGUCUGACAGGUGGGGAUCAUAGUUCAGUGAUCUGUACCGUUGGUCUGCUGAUCCUAGCCUUUUGAUUUGUCUGGCCUACAAAUGGAUGGUUAAAAAGGAGCUGUAGACAUCCAUAUCUAACUAAGAAAAGACCCAUGAUUGGCGGCUAAUGUCUCCAAUUCUAGGAAAAUUUUGGGGCAUGGUCAAUCCACGGUGGGAUGCAACUGACCAACGGUCUGGAUUACUAAACCAUGGACCUUGGUUGUUAGAACUGAGAACCAAGUACGUUGUGCAAAGCUCAAGUGGACAGAAAUCUGUUCUUUGAUGGGUUAUUGUGAUUUUGUUUUCUGGAAAUUAGAUGAAUGAGAGUAGAAUUCUGAAAGAAUUUAGAGUUUUUUUUUUUUUUUUUUUAUAAAUAUUUUUUUUAGAAGACGUGUUGAAUUUUCACUGAUGUUGGUGAGGUUAAUUGAUUUUUGUGAGAUGAAGAGGAAUGGACAGUCUAUUUUCCAUGAAUUGCAGCAGUGUCUUGACAAAGCUCGAGGAAACUAUUGGCAUUGGCAAAGGGACUGCCAAAGUGUAUGCGACUGUUGAUCUAGAAAAAGCUAGAGUUGGCCGAACCCGAAUCAUCGAAAACGAACCUUUUAACCCUCGAUGGUAUGAAUCUUUUCACAUCUAUUGUGCCCAUUUGGCUGCUGAUGUUAUCUUCACCGUCAAAGAUGAUAAUCCAAUUGGAGCAACACUGAUUGGAAGAGCUUACAUUCCCGUUAAAGAACUCCUAAAUGGAGAGGAAAUCGAUCGAUGGGUGGAGAUCUUGAAUAAAGACCGUAAGCCUAUAGGUGGAGGUGCUAAGAUCCAUGUGAAACUACAAUAUUUUGAUAUUUCACGUGAUCGCAACUGGGCACGGGGGAUCAGAAGUCCAAAAUUCCCUGGCGUCCCUUACACAUUCUUCUCUCAGAGGCAGGGAUGCAAAGUCUCUCUGUACCAAGAUGCCCACGUCCCUGACAACUUCAUACCAAAAAUCCCUCUUGCUGAUGGAGAGUAUUACAAGCCUCACAGAUGCUGGGAGGAUGUUUUCGAUGCAAUUACAAAUGCGAAACACUUGAUUUACAUCACAGGAUGGUCCGUGUACACCGAGAUCACCUUGAUAAGGGAUUCUCGGAGGCAGAAGCCAGGAGGAGAUAUGACACUUGGGGAGCUCCUCAAGAUGAAAGCCAACGAAGGUGUUAGAGUUCUUAUGCUUGUUUGGGAUGACAGAACCUCUGUGCCUUUACUAAAGGAGGAUGGGUUGAUGGUCACCCAUGAUGAAGAAACAGGGAAUUACUUUGCAGGGACGGAAGUUCACUGUGUUCUUUGCCCACGAAAUCCUGACGAUGGUGGAAGUAUAAUUCAGAACCUGGAGAUCUCUACCAUGUUCACUCAUCAUCAAAAGAUUGUAGUGGUAGAUAGUGAGAUGCCUAACGAAGGUUCGCAGCAGAGGAGGAUUGUGAGUUAUGUCGGAGGUAUCGACCUCUGCAAUGGGAGAUACGAUACACAGUUUCAUUCUCUUUUCAGGACCUUGGACACAGCCCACCAUGAUGAUUUCUAUCAAGGCAAUUUCAAUGGUGCUUCAAUCACAAAAGGUGGACCGAGACAGCCCUGGCAUGACAUUCAUUGCCGGCUUGAAGGACCCAUUGCCUGGGACGUCUUGUUCAAUUUUGAGCAGAGGUGGAGGAAGCAAGGUAGGAAGGGCCUGCUUCUCGAGCUCAGAGAUCUUGCUGAUAUCAUCAUCACCCCAUCUCCUGUCAUGUUCCCUGAAGACAGAGAAACAUGGAAUGUGCAGUUAUUCCGUUCUAUUGACGGAGGAGCUGCUUUCGGCUUCCCUGAGACACCAGAGGAUGCAGCUAGAGCUGGGCUUGUUAGUGGAAAGGAUAACAUCAUUGAUCGGAGCAUUCAAGAUGCUUAUAUACAUGCCAUCCGCCGAGCAAAGGAUUUUAUCUACAUUGAAAACCAGUAUUUCCUUGGCAGUUCCUUUGGGUGGAAAGCAGACGGCAUCGUGGUUGAAGAUAUUGGUGCAUUGCAUCUCAUUCCGAAGGAGCUAUCACUAAAGAUUGUCAGUAAAAUUGAAGCUGGAGAGCGGUUUACUGUCUAUGUUGUGAUUCCAAUGUGGCCUGAGGGGAAGCCGGAGUCUCCUUCUGUGCAAGCGAUAUUAGAUUGGCAGAGAAGGACGAUGGAGAUGAUGUAUACUGACAUCGCUGAGGCCCUACAUGCGAAGGGGCUCAAGGCAAACCCCAAGGAUUAUUUGACGUUUUUUUGUCUUGCAAACCGAGAGGUGAAGAAGGAUGGAGAGUAUACUCCUCAGGGGAAACCACAGGCAGAUUCUGAUUAUGGUAGAGCUCAGCAGGCCAGGCGAUUCAUGAUCUAUGUUCAUGCCAAGAUGAUGAUAGUCGAUGAUGAAUACAUAAUCAUUGGGUCUGCAAACAUCAAUCAGAGGUCGAUGGAUGGUGCGAGGGACUCUGAGAUAGCCAUGGGAGCAUACCAGCCAUACCACCUGGCGACCAGGGAGCCUGCCCGUGGACAGAUCCACGGGUUACGGAUGGCAUUGUGGUACGAGCACCUCGGCAUGCUCGACGAUACUUUCCUCCAGCCACAGAGCUUUGAGUGCAUUCGUAAGGUGAACAAUAUCGCAGAGAAGUACUGGGAUCUCUAUACGAGCGAGACACUCGAUCACGACCUCCCGGGUCACCUGCUUACCUACCCAGUUGGGGUCACAAGUUCAGGAGACAUCACAGAGCUGCCAGGGACAGAGUUCUUCCCUGAUACCAAGGCUCGCAUUCUUGGCACCAAAAGCAAGUACCUGCCUCCAAUCCUCACCACAUAAGAAUCAGCAGCGAGUAAUUUCUUCUUGUUGUCAUUCUCAGUACCUCUCCUUUUCUUUUCUGUCUUUAGUGAUUGUGAUUGUAGAGACUACUGGAAAUGUUUGCGAAUGAGAUCCUGAUUUCUGACUGCCUGAUGUUUAUAUACAUUAUGUGCUUCUUAGAUUAGUA